This is a messenger RNA of Ictalurus furcatus (blue catfish), 2227 nucleotides long. RefSeq names its product ubiquitin-conjugating enzyme E2F (putative) (gene ube2f). Gene Ontology annotation, cellular component: nucleus. The transcript is spliced from 10 exons. The record is from RefSeq and is a predicted model, not a curated record. Gene Ontology annotation, molecular function: NEDD8 transferase activity. The coding region runs from base 964 to 1563 and encodes 199 amino acids. NCBI's taxonomy places the organism in Eukaryota, Metazoa, Chordata, Actinopteri, Siluriformes, Ictaluridae. Gene Ontology annotation, biological process: protein neddylation.
CCGAGUGAAUAAAAUUCGUCCUCUUGGGAAAGCUAAGCUAACCGGUGAAGCUGUUUGAGCUAAACUGAGCGGUGCGACCUGUCAAACUGUCAACAUGUCUGUUUAACAUUUAAAGAUAAGGCUUACAGAAACGCUGUCUCUCAUCACUCUGUUCAUGUAGACCAGAGUCACACCAGUGUCUUAAUCAUUUUCUUAAUCAUGCACUAAUUAAAGUGGAAAGCUCAGGGGGUUUUUCCUGAAGAAAAAGAAAGAGAAACGAGGAAAGAAUGAAAUACAGAGAAAGGAAAGAAAUGAGGAAUUAAGAAAGGAAGAAAACCAAAGAAGGAAGAUCAGGGAAAGAACAGAUUACAGCAAGAUCAUUGAGAGAGAGAGAGAGAUUUUAAGGAAGGAAAAGAAAGAAGUAAAUAAGGAAAGAAAGAAUUAUGGAAGGAAGGAAAGAGAAAAGAAAAAUGUUACAGAAGAGUGAGAGAGUAAAAGGAAGAAAGAGAAAUGUGGAAAAAAGAUGGAUGGAAGGAAAGAAGAAAGAGGAAGACAGAAAAAUGAAAUAGGAAUGAAGUAAGAAAGAUAACCAAAGAAGGAGAGAGAGAGAGAGAGAGAGAAAGAUUUUAAUAUGGGGGGGGGGACUAAAUAAGGAAAGAAAGAAUUAUGGAAGUAAGACGAAGACAGAAGGAAGGAAAGAGAAAAUAAAAAUGUUACAGAAGAGAGAGAGAGAGAGUAAAAGGAGAAAGAGAAAUGGGGGGGGGGGGGAUGGAUGGAUGGAUGGAUGGAUGGAAAGAAGGAAGGAAGAAAGAGGAAGACCGAAAAACAAAAAAGGAAGUAGAAGAAAGAGAAAUGAAGGAGAAAAGAAAGCACUGCAGAAGAAAGAGAAAAAGGGAAGAAUGAGGAGGACAGAAAAGAGAAAAAGAUUCAAGAAAGAGCUAAAGAAGAAAGGAAGAGAAAAAGAAAGAGCUUCAGAAGAAAGAAAUGAAGGAGAAAAGAAAGUGUGUGUGUGAGAGAGAGUCAGCGAUGCUGACGCUGGCGAGUAAGCUGAAGAAGGAGGAGGGCGUGCGAGCGAGUGGAACGGCGUCCGGCUCCAGCGACGCCCCACACAGAGUGUCCAUACGAGACCGACUUCUUAUUAAAGAAGUUGCAGACCUUGAGGCAAAUCUUCCUAAUAGCUGUAAGGUCCUGUUUCCUGAUGUGAACAAGCUCCAUCACUUUCAGCUCACCAUUUCUCCAGAUGAAGGAUAUUAUCAGGGAGGAAAGUUUCAAUUUGAAAUAGAUGUUCCUGAAGCCUAUAACAUGGUGCCUCCUAAAGUUAAGUGCUUGACGAGAAUAUGGCACCCAAACAUUGCCGAGACGGGGGAGAUCUGUCUGAGCUUACUGCGCGAACAUUCGAUCGACGGCACGGGGUGGGCUCCGACGCGCACGUUAAAGGAUGUGGUAUGGGGAUUGAAUUCGCUGUUUACUGAUCUUCUGAACUUUGACGAUCCACUGAACAUAGAUGCUGCGGAGCACCAUUUACGGGACAAGGACGACUUCAGGUGCAAAGUGCAGGACUUCAUCAAGAGCUAUGCAAGAUGAUGCACCGUACGCCGUACGCGCCGCCGCUCACGGUUACGCCCCGAGACCCGCCGAGCUGAAAAAUCCCGCAGCAUUUACACAACGGGAAGACGAGCGAAGGAUUCCGUGGAUCUCGAAUCUUCAGCAUGAACUGAGGGGUGGGGGUGGGGGUGGUUGAUGUGGGAGGGUAUUUGGGAUUCCUUUUUUUCCUUUUUAAAUUAUCGCUCAGGGCUGAUUUGCGGAAGCCCACAAUCGCUGCCACUGCUGGUUCUGCGUCAUCCACAGCUCACGAAAAGAGAAGAAAAAAUAUGAUGGUGGUGGUGAUAAUGAUGAUGAUAAUAAAAUGGUUCAAGCCGAUUGUAAAAAGAUAAGCGCUCUGUGUUCCCUCACGUGAUCUCGCGCUACUAAUAACAGCCCGCACGCGCCCAUUUCUUUCUUCCUCGUUAUUUUAUGUCAUUACUGACGUCCAGCAGUAAUUUCCACGACUGAUGCUAAUUUUUACAAGGAAACAUACAGUAUGCUACACCAAGUCUGGAGUCUACACUUUGCUUGAUCUGUGCAUGAUAAAUAAAGCCACGAUCCCCAGUUCCCAGAUCCCUCUGCCUUGAGUAAAGAGACUAUUUCAACUCCGCCACGUGUAUUUUAUUCCUGUCAGAUUCAGGAUCUGUGGGGGUUUUAAAUUUGA